AUGCAUUUUGGUGAAAAGAGAGAAGAAGCUGGGAAAACAGCAAACGUCUGUCUUUCAAACACAGGUAAGAAAGAGGGGAAGGCAAGUGAGGCGAACGGAGUGUACGAUCAAACUGCACUGGACAUGAGCGGGGAAGCCGGCAGUACGAUAGGCUCCGCCACUAUCGUUUCUCAAUUUGAAGCCUUCCGGGUUGUAUUCGUCCUUUACUUGAACGCGUAUCCUGUUAAGUUGCGCGGUCCGGACAAAGUUGCCGAAAUUGAUUAA
Messenger RNA from Enterobius vermicularis (human pinworm), 264 nucleotides. Lineage: Eukaryota; Metazoa; Nematoda; Chromadorea; Rhabditida; Oxyuridae. The record is from the annotation of a GenBank genome assembly.